AGCAGAACAAGGAAAGGGAGCCAUUUUCUUUCUCUUUCCACACAAUUCCAAAUCUUUCUGGUAGAUCCUUGGCCGUGUAGACUGACCAGAGUCCGCGGCCUCAACCCACUGAUAUAUUUCUAAGUAUUUAAGUGUCACUGAGUCUCACAAUAUGAGCGGAGGAGGAAAGGAAGUCCACGAGCUAUUGACUGAGCCCAUUACCUGCCACUGCUGGAAUGGAGAUAGAACAAAGUUUGCCAUUUCCCCUAACAAUAACGAGGUUCAUAUUUACACCAAGUCGGGAGGAAAGUGGGAACUUGAGCACAAACUGAUGGAGCACACCUCACGUGUGACCGGAAUGGACUGGGCGCCAAAAGGAGGGAGUCUCGUUACUUGUGCCGCCGAUCGUAACGCCUAUGUGUGGAAGUAUGACGGUAAGGCCUGGAGUCCUGUCCUUGUUAUAUUGCGUAUCAAUCGUGCUGCCACCAUUGUCAAGUGGUCGCCGCUGGAGAACAAGUUUGCUGUUGGUAGUGGAGCAAGGAUAAUAUCCGUCUGUUACUUUGAUGAACAGAACGAUUGGUGGGUGAGUAAACACAUCAAGAAGCCGAUUCGCUCCACAGUCACUUCACUCGACUGGCAUCCAAACAAUUACCUCAUUGCUGCCAGCUGCAGUGAUUUCAAGGCUCGAGUUUUCUCAGGUUACGUGAAAGAGAUUGAGGAGAAGCCAAGCGAGACUGUCUGGGGAAAGAAGAUGCCCUUUGGGAAUGUCAUGGCUGAAUUCUCUAAUGGAGGAGGUGGUUGGGUUCAUGAUGUGUCUUUCUCUCCCUCUGGUGACAAGCUUGCUUGGGUCGGCCAUGAUUCCAGUAUCUCUGUUGUCAACAUGGCAGCUGGUGCAGACUGCGUUGCUACGGUGAGGCACACUUACCUCCCGUACAUUUCCUGCCAGUUCCUCACUGAGAGCAGUAUUGUUGCAGCUGGCUUUGAUUGCUAUCCUGUCCUCUGGUCCCACGACGACAACAAUCAACUCACAUUUGUGAAUCGUUUGGACCAGGCGGAAAAGAAAGCUUCUGGACAACUUUCUGCUAUGGAGAAGUUCAAGGGUAUGGACAAGAGGGCAACUACUACUGGCUCUUCUGAUACGACUCUGGACUCCACCCAUCAAAAUGCCAUUACUCAGAUAUCAAUUUUUGCUAAGGAUGGAACUGGUGCCUCCAAAUUCUGUACUACUGGAGUUGAUGGUCGUCUUGUUAUAUGGAACUGCAAGUCUUUGGAGUCUGCCAUUGCUGGACUUAAAUUUUAGACUGAUUGAGGAUCAAAAUUUUGUCCUUAAGACUCUUAUUGACAUUAGUAGCUAUAGUGUGUGUAGCUAGCUGAGUUUAGUUUGAACUUUUAACUUCAUAGGCUUCUUUUUCACAAUAAUACUUGAUUUAUCAAAA
Molecule: messenger RNA, 1415 nt
Organism: Amphimedon queenslandica
Lineage: Eukaryota; Metazoa; Porifera; Demospongiae; Haplosclerida; Niphatidae
Product: actin-related protein 2/3 complex subunit 1A-like
Exons: 9
Coding region: 152-1279 (375 amino acids)
Biological process (GO): Arp2/3 complex-mediated actin nucleation
Cellular component (GO): Arp2/3 protein complex; actin cytoskeleton
Molecular function (GO): actin filament binding
Source: RefSeq, a predicted model, not a curated record